AAGUUGACAAGCCAGCCCUGGAGCCCCCAUUCGGGCCGUUCUCACGUAAUGGUGGCUAGUGCUGUUGCAGGUGUUUGUGAUGGAGCAACUGCCGGCUGUUACGUUGCACCUGCAAAGGCCAGGAGCGCCCAACUUGAACGUGCCAACCGCGAGCCGACCCUAUUCGAUAUAUGCUGUGUGGUAGGCUACAGCAGCUGCUCGCAGAACAUAGAUGACCCUAAUUCCCUCGAUCUAAUGGGGUGGAUGACGUGGUGGCUCCCGCUGCCAGCGACGCGCCUGUCUUGGGGUUGUUGGAUGGAAACCAAGUGCAUGGCAUCGACACGCCGAGAACCAACCAACCACCUGCCCGAUUCCUUCGGCCUGAUCACCCUUCAGACUUUCCCACUUUGGACUUGGGCCGUGGUGCCAACCCCUUCCUCCCCUCGGCGCUACCGCGGUGGAGGGCAUGCACAUCUGAGGUAUCACUGCCUCCCAAGACUUGCUUUCUCCCUGCCACCCCCCUGCCUCCUCCCCAACUUCUCCGCACAGAGAUCUCGUGGCCUACAGCCCCUGCCCCAAACUGUCAAAUCAGGGCUGCACCGUGCCGGUCAACCACCCGUCAUCUGAACAACAAAGGAUCCGACACUUGUUGACAGUAUGUCGCACAGUGUGAGAUACCGGCCUUCUGGAACCGGGCUCGAGCUUGUCAUUUAGGCCUGGUCUCGUCCAAGCCAAGGCUGGAGCGCUCCUUCAUCCCAUUUCGCCAUGGCUUCCGAGAGGUGGACGCCCCCGGGUCAUCUGAUGUUGGCCACGUCCCCGCUCUGGUCUUGUUUAUAAAAAGUCGCAUCGGCCAUUCGCUCUCCCGCUCGCUCCCCAUUGUCCCGGUCCCCUUCAUCUCAACCGAUGUGCCAACACCUACGCGAGCCCCAAGACCGGCCUGAUCAGCCAAAAUGUACGAGGUUGGCAACGUCUACGUGAUCGCCGCCGUCUCGGUGAUUGGCGGUGCCUUGUUUGGCUUCGACAUCUCGUCCAUGAGUGGCGUCAUCACGCAGCAAUCCUACGCGUGCAAGUUCAACGAGGAGGGAUUUAAAGCCAAUGGCGAAUGCAGAGGUCCCAGCCCAACCACGCAGGGCGGCAUUGUGGCCGCCAUGCCAGGUGGCUCUCUCAUUGGAGCCAUGACUUCGGGUUUUAUCUCGGACAAAUGGGGGCGCAAGACGGCUAUCCAGGUUGGCGCCGUAAUUUGGUGCGUUGGCUGCAUCAUCACGGCCGCCUCCCAGAACAUCCCCAUGCUCGCCGUCGGGCGAUUCAUCAAUGGCUUUUCGGUCGGCAUUUGCUCAGCUCAGGUCCCCGUCUACAUUUCCGAGAUCGCCAAGCCCACGGUGCGCGGUCGGCUCAUCGGCUUCCAGCAGUGGGCCAUUACCUGGGGAAUCGCCAUAAUGUUCUUCAUUUGCUACGGUUCCUCGUUUCUCGAGGGCGAGAUCUCUUUCCGGCUGCCAUGGGGCGUCCAGGCGGCUCCCGCCGUCAUCCUCUUCUUUGGGCUCAUGAUCCUCCCCGAGUCGCCCCGCUGGCUCGCCAAGCAUGAUCUCUGGGACCGUGCCGCAGCGGUCCUGGCCAAGACGCACGGCGGCGGCGACCCAAACCACCCGUUCGCCGUCAAGGAGCUGAACGACAUCCGAGAGGUCGUCGAGUUCGAGCGGAGCAAUGCCGACGUUGCCUACGUCGAGCUCUUCAAGCCAAAGAUGAUCAACCGGACCAUGAUUGGCGUUUGGACACAGAUCUGGUCGCAGCUGACUGGCAUGAACGUCAUGAUGUAUUACAUUGCAUAUGUGUUCACCAUGGUGGGCCAGGAAGAUGUACUGUUGUCGUCCGGGAUCCAGUUUAUUCUCAACGUUCUCAUGACCGUGCCGGCGCUGAUCUGGAUGGACCGCUGGGGCCGCCGGCCGAUGCUCCUCAUCGGCGCGGCCCUCAUGUGUCUGUGGCUCUGCAUCAACGCGGGCCUUUUCGCAUCCUACAGCCGACCGCCGCGCGAGGGCGAAUUCAACUCGGAUGCCAUCUCGAUGGCGGUGACGAAUGACUCGGCGGCCAAGGCCAUCAUCGCGUCGACGUACCUCUUUGUCGCCUCGUUCGCCACGACGUGGGGCCCCGUGUCGUGGGCGUACCCGCCCGAGCUGUACCCGCUGCGGCUGCGCGGCAAGGCGGUGGCGCUGUGCACGGCGUCCAACUGGACCUUCAACUUUGCCUUGGCCUACUUUGUGCCGCCGGCCAUGGCCAACAUCACGUGGCGCACCUACGUCCUCUUUGCCGUCUUCUGCUUCGCCAUGUUCUGGCACGUCUUCUUUCUCUUCCCCGAGACGGCCAACAAGCCGCUUGAGGAAGUGGACGACAUCUUUGACGACUCUCGCCCGGGCGCCGUCCGCUACAUCGGCACCCCGGCCUGGAGGACGCGCAACGUCCGCGCCGAGGUGGCGCGCGUCGAGCGCAGCGAGGUGGACGUCGAGGAGAAGCUGGCCGACAACCGCGACAGCGUGGGAGGGCGGGCCGACGCCAGGCCGGCCCCGGCGGCGGGCACCGUCGCGUGAUGGUGGUAUUGUGGGCGGUGAUUGCUUUGGGAGGUCGUCUGGGGUGGGGUGUGUUGCCUGUCGUGGUGUCUACAAGAAUUUGCGUGAUUGGAUUUUGCUAUGCUCAAAUAGGGGACGAUGCCUAGGUACCCCCGGUGAGGGGUGUGAUGAGGAAAUUAAUCAAGGGUCGCUGUGGUUUCGUUGUCUUGAAGCUGCAGUGCUUGACCUUUCGGCGGGACUAUUCAUUGGAUCAGGGGUAACGUGAUGACGCAGAAUGGAUACGCGAUCGUGA
Gaeumannomyces tritici R3-111a-1 is the source of this 2829-nucleotide messenger RNA. Its product is annotated as high-affinity glucose transporter. The transcript is spliced from 9 exons. The coding region runs from base 930 to 2558 and encodes 542 amino acids. Gene Ontology annotation, biological process: transmembrane transport; carbohydrate transport. Lineage: Eukaryota; Fungi; Ascomycota; Sordariomycetes; Magnaporthales; Magnaporthaceae. Gene Ontology annotation, cellular component: membrane. The record is from RefSeq and is a predicted model, not a curated record. Gene Ontology annotation, molecular function: carbohydrate:proton symporter activity.